AUGCACUGCUCAUGUGUUGGGAACCUCCGUUUGCUGAGACGCCCCUUGGAUGGAGCAAUCAAAUAUGAAAGGAGUAAAAUGAUGAGGACAAACCUGAACAUAGACAUAGGCAGGUGCUACUUCCAACAUACGAACGCAAACACAGCGUCGAGUAGCACCAAAGAGAAAAGGCACUACAAAGGGAAAGACGUAAAUUUAUGCACGCCGUUCAACCAUACCGCGAAUUUAUGUCACGAACGGACAGAUGGAAAUUUUUACACCUACGAUAUAAGUGCAACGGUUUUCAGGCUGCUAAAAUGUGUGCACAAAUUGCAGCAAAGGGAAGUUCCCAAUGUGAGUGGCCAAACGAGUAAUGAAAACAUGUCCACCAAUUAUCAAGUGGACAAACUAUUUUACUGCUACGUUUCGAUUUAUAACAAUAUAAGUAAAAAUUUAUUUUUAAAAUUAACGCUGGAGUUUUUAAAAUCCCCCGCACUUCACAUAAAGAUGAUACAAAAUGGCAGAUUUUAUCAUGAAGUGCUAUGCGAAAUAGUAAAGUGUGCAGAUGGCCCUGAAACAAUGGACAAAUCUUUUUUUUACGAAUAUGCAAUCAAAAUUUUAUCCGUCAUUUUGAAGAAUAAAAACGCCUUCAAUGACAUGUACGAAAGAAUAUUUUUCGAGGAUAUAAUAAAAAUGAUACGUGAGGAAAACAAUAUAAAUUAUUUUAUAAAAAAUUUUACGUUUUUAAUUUCGUGCAUUUCUUCUUAUAAAAGGAGGCUAAAAAAAGAGAUCCAUUUUAGCAGGCCAAAAGACGAUGAUGUCCAAAUGGAGUACCUCACACAGGACAAUCAGUUACUCCCCAUGCAGGAGAAAAAACAACUUUUACAAAAGUGCCUACCAAUUAUCCUGGACAUUUUUAACAAACUCCAGCAGUACAAUCACCUUAACGAUGUGGACAUUUGCAACAUUGUUGACUUCCUAAAUGAGUUUAAACAAUCUCAUAAAAUAAAAUCAGUCAUCUGUAAGGAGAUACAUAAAUAUUUCAAGCCAUCCACCGAUAUGAAGCAUUUAUGCUUAAUUUUGUACCUCCUGGCACAGUCGAAAAAUGAGGAAAUGCAGCUCACCCAGGUGGCCUACACACACGUGUACGAUAUUAUAUUCUGGAGGAGGCGUGAGUUGACCGAUCCGAAAAAUGUGAACCUUUUUCUGCUUGGCGUCACGAGAUGGCGCCGCAACAAGGGCGUCCAUGAAAGGAGGGGUACCCCCGUGCGGAUGACCACCACUACAGGUGUCACUCCCAACGGGUACGGAGAAAGACCACUGAGAAGGAGGAAGGUCCACUCAGUAAAGAGUAGAGGUAGACUGCAAAUUUCUUAUGCAACCAAAUCGAGAAGCACAAAUCUGCAGUUAUGCCAACGCGUGCGACACAAUUUUAUCAAAAAGCAGAAAAUGAAAAAAGAAAAAAAAAUGUACUUUUGGAUUAAAUACUGCUUCUUGCAGUUUAUAAAAAAGGGACAGUUAAACAGUAAAUAUGUUAAAACGUUUUACCAAUAUUUUUUGCCCUACCAUAUAAGUAAAAAUUGCACGAGAAAGAAGAAUUAUAUAUCCCCCUUAACGAUUGUACAAAAGGUAGGAAAAGUGUGA
Molecule: messenger RNA, 1623 nt
Organism: Plasmodium coatneyi
Lineage: Eukaryota; Apicomplexa; Aconoidasida; Haemosporida; Plasmodiidae
Exons: 1
Coding region: 1-1623 (540 amino acids)
Source: RefSeq, a predicted model, not a curated record